AUAGCAGUCGCUGUUUUAAUAGGUCCUGUCUGGAAUAAAAACCAUUUGGAAGGCUGCCUUUUUUAUAAAAUUUUUUUCUUUUGCUAGAAGCAAAUAUGUUGCGACGCAUCAUUACACGUCCUGUUUAAAGCUCUCCCCUUUAAACGUCACGUCUGACGCGCUCACCCCUCCGGACCGCUGCACCGCUUCUUCUCGGCAUUUCGGGGACUCAGCGGUCAGCGCCAAGCAGCCGAAGUUCACCGCAAUCAGCAGGAGAAAACAGGCUAUUUUUCAAUUUUGGAAAAAAAAAAUACAUAUAUAUACACAUUGCGCCAGAAGACUACUUAUCUAACUGGAAGUAACGGGAAGCUUGGCUUUAUUCCUGUGCAUAAUAAUAAUAAUUAUUCAUUUUUGCUUGCGCUCUGCCUAGAAAAAUGAAAUGAAAAGUGUCGUUCUUUAAAACCAUCAAGAAACUGUGACAAACGCAGAAGCUUUUUCUACUUUCCUGCCCGUCACCGAUGGACCUGAAAUAAUCCCGUUCAAAGGCAGUAUCUCCGCCUUCACCCAGGUCACUCGCACCCGGGGCCAAGCUGGAUUUGAUUUGUCGGCCGAGGGUCUCCCAGCAAAUGGCCGCGCCCCCCGCCCGGCCGGCAAGGAAACACGACUGUCAAUAGGAUUCGGCUGAUGGAUGGCGACAAGUGAGGAUGAUGCCCCCCCCCUUGCGAGUGAGAUCGAUGGGCCCCCCCUGCCAUGCGCGCGCGCUCUGAGCGGCCUUGCCGGCUCGCGUCUGCCACGCUCCCCGCCCCCCCUCUGAGCGCCCCAUCCCGCCUGCGCGUUUAGAGAGCUCGAGUGCCUCGGAGCUGUAGAGGACCCGUCCGCUGUCGCCUGGAGCGCGGUGGGAGGAUGCCGGGGCGGCGCCCGCGGCCGGGUGGCCCCGCCUUCUCCCUGUGGGCGCUGGGUGUGGCCUUGCAGGCGGCCGCCGUGACGCUACAGCAGCAGAAGAUGGACGACGUCGACCCUGUGGUCACCACGACCUACGGCAAGCUCCGCGGCUUCAAAAAGGAGCUGGGAAACGACAUCCUGGGUCCCGUGGUGCAGUUUCUUGGUGUCCCCUAUGCGGCGCCCCCUACUGGUGGCCGCCGCUUCCAGCCCCCGGAGCCGCCCAUACCAUGGUCGGGCACCCGCAACACUACCCAGUUUGCCCCAGUGUGCCCUCAGACGGUCCUGGAGGGCAGGCUACCCGACGUCAUGCUGCCUGUGUGGUUCACCAACGGCCUGGAGGUGGUGUCAUCCUAUGUGCAGGACCAGAGCGAGGACUGCCUCUUCCUGAAUAUAUACGUCCCCACUGAGGAUGUAAAACGAAUAACCAAGGAAUGUGCCAGAAAACCGGGAAAGAAAAUAUGUAGGAAAGGAGGUCCCCUUUCAAAGAAACAGAAUGAUGAUUUAAGUGAUAAUGACGAUGCUGAGGAUGAAGACAUCCGGGAAAGCGGUAGCCCCAAACCAGUGAUGGUUUUUAUCCAUGGUGGGUCGUACAUGGAAGGAACUGGGAAUAUGUUUGAUGGAAGCAUCUUGGCAAGUUAUGGAAAUGUCAUUGUCAUCACUGUUAACUACCGGCUUGGAGUACUAGGGUUUUUGAGCACUGGCGACCAAGCUGCCAAGGGGAAUUAUGGGCUCCUGGAUCUCAUUCAAGCCCUUCGCUGGACCAGCGAGAACAUCGCCUUUUUUGGGGGCGACCCUCUGCGCAUCACCGUUUUCGGGUCGGGGGCCGGCGCCUCGUGCGUCAACCUGCUGACCCUGUCUCAUUACUCCGAGGGCAACCGCUGGAGCAAUUCGACCAAAGGACUUUUCCAGAGAGCUAUAGCACAGAGCGGCACGGCCCUGUCUAGCUGGGCGGUCAGCUUCCAGCCCGCUAAAUAUGCCCGCCUGCUGGCCAAGAAAGUAGGCUGCAACCUUCGGGGCACUGUGGAGCUCGUGGAAUGUCUGCAGAAGAAGCAUUACAAGGAGCUUGUGGACCAAGACAUCCAACCCGCCCGGUACCACAUCGCAUUCGGGCCCGUCAUCGACGGCGACGUCAUCCCCGAUGACCCCCAGAUCCUCAUGGAGCAGGGGGAAUUCCUGAACUAUGACAUCAUGCUGGGGGUGAACCAGGGCGAGGGCCUGAAAUUCGUGGAGCUCAUCGUGGACAGCGAAAAUGGAGUCCAGGCCAACGACUUCGACUACGCUGUCUCCAGCUUCGUGGACGAUUUGUACGGCUACCCGGACGGCAAGGACAUUCUUAGGGAGACCAUCAAGUUCAUGUAUACAGACUGGGCAGACCGACACAACCCGGAGACCCGGAGGAAGACGCUGUUGGCCUUGUUCACGGACCACCAGUGGGUCGCCCCCGCCAUCGCCACGGCCGACCUACAUUCCAGCUUCGGGUCCCCGACCUAUUUCUACGCCUUCUACCACCACUGCCAGACAGACCAGGUGCCCCCCUGGGCAGAUGCCGCCCAUGGCGACGAGAUCCCCUACGUCUUUGGCCUGCCCAUGAUUGGACCCACUGAUCUCUUCCCCUGCAACUUCUCCAAGAACGAUGUCAUGCUGAGCGCCGUCGUCAUGACGUACUGGACAAACUUCGCGAAAACUGGCGACCCCAAUCAGCCGGUCCCCCAGGACACCAAGUUCAUCCACACCAAACCCAACCGCUUUGAGGAGGUGGCCUGGACGCGCUACAACCAGAAGGACCAGCUGUACCUGCACAUCGGCCUGAAACCACGCGUCAAAGAGCACUACCGCGCCAACAAGGUCAACCUGUGGCUGGAACUGGUGCCCCACCUGCACAGCCUCAAUGACCUAACACAGGUCGUCUCCACUACCACCAAAGGCCCCGUGCCAGAGCCCACGCCCAGGACACCAAAGAAGGUCCCCACUGCCACCAGGAGGCCCAACCCUACCCCCUUCCCAACGGAGAACCAGGAUGAGCACAGCCAGCUGGAGCGCCCCCUACUGGUGGACAGACGGGAUUACUCCACGGAGCUGAGCGUCACCAUCGCUGUCGGCGCCUCGCUGCUGUUCCUCAACAUCCUGGCCUUCGCCGCCCUCUAUUACAAGAAGGACAAGCGGAGGCAGAACGUGCACCAGCGCUGUAGUCCUCAGCGCGGCACCACCAACGACCUGGCGCACGCCCAGGAGGAGGAGAUCAUGUCCAUGCAGAUGAAACACACGGACCUGGGCCACCAGUGUGACGGCAUCCACUCACACGAGAUGGUCCUCCGAAGUGCCUGUCCGCCAGAUUACACACUGACCAUGAGGAGGUCCCCAGACGACAUCCCCUUAAUGACCCCCAACACCAUCGCCAUGAUCCCCAACAGCAUUCCAGGGAUACCAUCCUUACACCCGUUCAGCACCUUCCCUAGUGGACAGAACACCUUGCCCCACCCCCAUUCACAUUCAACAACCAGGGUAUAGCCGGUGGGGAAUUACCUUUUCUGCAAAUCAUUGUCAUGAGAACCUGGGGAUAUGGUACUGCUGAAAGGGAAAAUAUCACUUUUUUUGUAAAAAAAAAAUAAUAAUAAAUACAUAAAGAAAAAAUACAUAAAAAUAAAGGAAAAAUGUUGGGAUUACAUAGAAAACAUUUCUUUUAUAUGUGAUGGGAAGCAUAAAAGAAGGUCAAUUUGCUGUUACUGGAGGAGCUCGAGCUGAAUGAUACGGCUGGUUUGGAGAAAACAGGGAUGGGAGAGGAUCAUGAAUCAGGCAUCCACAUCGAUACACACUGCGCCACAGACGUUUGUUUAUGGAGCCAAAAGAAGACGAUGCCCCAAAGGAUUCU
Molecule: messenger RNA, 3790 nt
Organism: Brienomyrus brachyistius
Lineage: Eukaryota; Metazoa; Chordata; Actinopteri; Osteoglossiformes; Mormyridae
Product: neuroligin-1-like
Exons: 8
Coding region: 883-3429 (848 amino acids)
Biological process (GO): modulation of chemical synaptic transmission; presynaptic membrane assembly; chemical synaptic transmission
Cellular component (GO): synapse; postsynaptic specialization membrane; cell surface
Molecular function (GO): signaling receptor activity; neurexin family protein binding
Source: RefSeq, a predicted model, not a curated record